CGGGCUAUUACCAUCUUCGUCAGGCAACCAGUUCCGCCAGUUUGUGACGACUCGCUCGCUAGCCCUUGUAAUCAGCCAUACACUUCUUCCAGAUUUUAGAUUUUUUAUCGUUUCUUAUACAGAUUUGAGUGGGAUUUGUACCAAGCUGAAAAAGGACUGUUGUAAAAUUCAGGGUAAGUUUCUGAUUGUCUAUUUCUGAAGUGUUUUAAAAGUGUGUAUGUUCAUGCAAUAGUUGGGCCAUUUUAAGAAGAAAUCAAAUAUAUCGUUGUAGUAAAAAAGUUGAUCAACUUUUCGUUUUAAACGUUUCCAAAUAUGAUGAUGUUAGAUGAAUUGAAAAUUAUAGUUUUCCCAGAUUUUAAUCUUUUUGAAUAUCACCUGAUCAUAUAAUGGGCCAAUUAAAUGACGACAAUUUAAUAAGGUGUUAUAUAGGAUAUAUCACAUUUCGUCUUAAAAUGACCUAAAUAUUACACUUACUAAAAAUCGUAUUUGGGGUUAGUAGCAUUUUAACUUAUUUGAAGACACGUGGGAAAUUUACUCAACUAAUUAUCCUUUUACUUGUUUGUUUUGCACAUAAAAUCUGUUACGUAGCUCUUUUCCAAAAUCGAAAAUUCCUGUCAUAGAAUUCCUGCUUAAAACACUCAGGUUACAAUAUUUUUGUUUAACCUAGAAAUAACUCUAUUUGGGUUAACUUGUUAUUCCUCGCGUUCCUGGUUAUUCUGAACUAGUUCCUACUAUAUAUAUAAUCUAGUUAAUUUGACCAGUACUUUGGAUAUUUUCCAACCUAGGGCCACUCCAAAUUUAUAGACUUUAGUUUUCCGUCCUCCGUCCGCGUUUCCUAGAACUGGCCCCGCAUGAUUUGUCCCUCUUCCUCGCCCUCCCGCGUGUAAUUUGAAAUAAGGGCCGGAAGGGAAAAUAAAGUCUAAUUUUGAGUGGCCCUAUCAUAAGUAUAACCAGGAAUAUUAAGUUGACCUAAAUAGUGUUAUUCCUAGGUUAAUUUAAUCAGGAACGUUUAACCUGAGUGUGUUUAGUGUGUAUGGAAGGCACUGGUCUUUUCCUUUCCCUCUUCGGUAAAGAAGUUCAAUAUUUGUCGCCACAUGCCCCCUCAUAAAUGCAAAUGACUUGAAUAGGAAAUACCCAUAUUCUCUAACAACACUAACUUUAUAUAUUUCGAUGUUUACAGUACGUUGUUAGUAUAGUAAAGUGUAGUGCACAUUAAUGUUUCAAUAUAUAGUACAAAAUUUAAAAUUAAUAUUUGCUUUUAUGGCCCCAAGACUUGCAGAUAAGGUAACGGAAUUUUAUGUUUUCUUCUAGAUGACGGACAUCCAACAAAAAGUAAGGCCAAAUUUAAUCGAAAUCGUUGUUUGCAUCCCGAAAUCGUUGAAAUUGUUGAAUGCGCCUGCAACUUGUAUAUAUCACCAAAGUUAAUCGAUAUAUGGUCUGUAAAUAUAAACGUAAAUAUACUGUGUUUCAAAAUCUUGUUUUCUUUCCAGGUACUCAAGAAAUAAUCCCUACGACUACGUAUAAGCGUAUGUUUUUCUAAUUUUAUAUAAAUUAAGAUUCUUUUCAUAAAUUCUGUUCGUUGGGAUACAUUAAUCAAGAACAUAAUUAUAGUACCCACUAUAUUAGUGGCGGGCACUAGGCGGGGGGGGGGGAUGCAAAGGGGAAAAACCCCCCCCCCCCCAAUAAUUUGCGAAAGGUUUUGAAUGAUGGCUGAAUAACUGUGCAACAAUUAAAGCUGUAACAAUAACUGUUAAACCAUUAAAGCAUUUAUGGUAUAAAUUAAGCUAUAUAAUGCGCUAAAUUUAAGGCGAAACUUAAUCGCGUAAUCUAUGAAUUUUUUGUUGGUAAUUUAAUCCCUCCCAAUAUUUCGUGAAGUGUCCGCCAUAAUGUUGUAUCUGUUGUUACUGUUCGCCCACAGACGCAAACUGCGUUGAAAUGUUUCAUUACUGGAAUCCAUUUUUGGGUUUCAGUGGUUAAUUUUUUGCAUCCGACAUCGAUCGUCCCCACUCAACCAACAUAUAUUCACAUACCUUGUGUAUUUCUGUGUGUUUAGCUGCAGGAAAGAUGGUGAAAUUCAUGAAAAAGAACAUGUUUCAGUCAAUAAGUACGGACGCUUGGGAUAUAGAAGUCUUUAAAAUUGGUGAUUCGUUGUACUUCGGCUUGUCACAGUUGGGUCGUGCUAGUUUUCAGAUAUAUAAGUGGUAUGAGAACAGGUACGAUUUUCUGUUUUGUAUUCAAAACGUUCGCCAUUAGCGUUUAGAGCUGCUCCCGUCAGUUCAUUAUUGUAAUCAAUUAAUCGUCAUCAACUGU
Molecule: messenger RNA, 2310 nt
Organism: Paramuricea clavata
Lineage: Eukaryota; Metazoa; Cnidaria; Anthozoa; Malacalcyonacea; Plexauridae
Source: the annotation of a GenBank genome assembly